AUGCAGUCGCUGUCGCCGAAGCGCAGCAACCACACGCUCGACGUCAACCGCUCUCGCUCGUUCAACGACGGCGCCGCGACGGCCGCCGCGCACCGCUUCUGGGAGAAGGACCCGCCGCCGACAACGGUGCUGAUCGACGAGGCGGGUGACCGGUUCGUCUGGGAGCACCACACGAUGACGCUGACGCGCGUCGCCGGCUUCGGUUUCGGCAUCGCCGUCAGCGGCGGCACGGACAACCCGCAUUUCGCGAGCGGCGACCCGUCGGUGGCGAUCUCGGACGUGCUGCGCGCGGGCCCCGCCGAGGGCAAGCUGCUCAUCAACGACCGCAUCCUGAGCGCGAACGGCGCGCCACUAGAGGGCGUCGACAAUGCGACGGCGAUCCGCGUGCUCAUGGAGAGCGGCGACACGGUGGCGCUGCGCGUGCGCCGCAAGACGCUGCUCGCCGCCGAGCCGGAUGAGACGCCGCGACGAGUCGUGCUGGCGCGCGCGCGCCGCAAGGCCGACUACGGCGUCGUGCUAGGCUGCCGGCUCUACGUGCGCCGCAUCGUCGGCGACAGCGUCGCCGCGAACGACGGCACCGUGCGCGAGGGCGACACCGUGCUCAAGCUGAACGGCACCGCCGUCGAGACGCUGUCGCUCGCCGACGCGCAGAAGAUCAUCGACAAGGGCAACAAGGACAAGCUGAGCCUCGUGAUCUCGCGCGGCGCGGCGCGGCCGCCUCCUCCGUUCGUCGUCACCGGCAGCGGCGGCUCCAUGCACGACGUGAACUACGCGGUGGCAGCGGCGGCCGGGAUGGCGCGGCCCGCGUCGGCGCACGACGCGCGCUCGCCAGACGGCCGCAAGCCGAGCAACAUCGAGGGACUGCAGCGCAUGCCAAGCCGCAACCGCAACCCUGUCUACGAGGCCGGCGGACUCGGACGCCUCGAGGAGCCGCCGCCAGGGGGCGUCGCGGUCGCGCGCACGCCGUCGUCGCCGGGCAGCGGCGGGGACGAGCCGCCGCGGUCGCCGCCCGUGCCUCCGCCGCCGCCGCCGCCCGCGCAGCCGCACCCGGGGCUCGGCGACCGCCAGCUGGCGCUCACCAACGGACAGCUGCCGGUGCCGAUCUACGAGGGCUACUACAGCAACGUCGGGCAGCGCGCGCCGCCCGACCCGCGCUUCAUCUCCUUCCGCAAGGAGGGCAGCGUCGGCAUCCGGCUCACCGGUGGCAACGAGGUGGGCAUCUUCGUCGCAGCGGUGCAGCCUCGCAGCGCGGCGGCGCUCGCGGGGCUGCGUCCGGGCGACCGCAUGCUGAAGGUGAACGAGCGCGCGAUGGAGAGCGUGACUCGCGAGGAGGCCGUGCUCUUCCUGCUCAGCCUGCGCGACCAGAUCGACAUGAUCGUGCAGUUCCGGCGCGACGAGUACGAGCGCGUCGUCGCGAUCCAGCUCGGCGACAGCUUCUACGUGCGCGCGCACUUCAACUACGAGCAGACGGAGAAGGGCGAGCUGAGCUUCCGCACGGGCGACGUCUUCCACGUCAAGGACACGCUGCACAAUGGCGUCGUCGGCGCGUGGGAGGUCGCGCGCGUCGGCCGCGGCAACGAGGAGACGCAGAUCGGCGUGCUGCCGAAUCAGAGUCGCGCCGAGCAGCUGGCGCUCGCCGCGGCGGCGUCCGGAAACGGCAGCGGCACAAAGACGAUCGGCCGCUCGACGUUCUUCCGGCGGCGCAAGAGCGCGCGCCGCUCCAAGUCGCUCAACCGCGACCACUGGGACGAGAUCGUCUUCUCGGAGGCCGGCUCCAAGUUCCCGGCGUACGAGAAGGUGCGCUGGAAGUACCCGGGCUUCGUGCGCCCCGUCGUCAUCUUCGGCGCGCUCGCCGACGUCGCUCGAGAGCGCCUCCUGGCGGACAUGCCCGACAGCUUCGAGUCUCCGCAGACGGAGGCCGGCGACGGCAGCGGCGGCAGCGAGAAGAACAAUCGGUCGGGGAUCGUGCGUCUCGGCGCGAUCCGCGAGAUCAUUGAGCGCGAUCGCCACGCCGUGAUCGACGUGACCCCGAACGCCGUCGACCGGCUCAACUACGCGCAGUACUACCCGAUCGUCGUCUUCCUGCGCGCCGACGGCAAGAGCCAGGUGAAGACGCUGCGCGCGCGUGCGGGCCCCGGCGCCGGCCGCGGCUCGCGCAAGCUCUACGAGACGGGCGUGCGGCUCGAGAAGACGUACGCUCACCUGUUCACGGCGACGGUGUCGCUGACGACGGCGAGCGACGCGUGGUACGCGCGCGUCCGCGACGCCGUCGACGCGCAGCAGCAGCAGCCCGUCUGGAUGUCGGACGCGAAGCUCGGCGGGGUCGGCGGACUCGACGACGAGUUCCUCUUCCCGAUGACGACGCGGCUGAGCUACGCGUCGCGCGACGCAGAGAGCGACCUCGACGUCGGCUCCGACACGGAGGGGGUCGGCGGCGGCGGUGGCGGCGGCGGCGGCGGAGGCCUGCGACCGUCGAGUCUGUUCGGGGAGACGUUCCGCGCUUCGCGGCCGAUCGCGCGCGCCUCGUCCGUCAGCGAGACGGACCAGGCGUACGACGGCGACCCCGACCGCCCGGUGCGUUACCACGGCGACCGCGCGCACGCCGACGCCUACUACGCGGGUUACUACGGCGACCGCGGCGGCGGCAAUCGCAUCGAGGCGUACGCGACGCUGACGCCGCGGCAGCGGCACAUGCACGCCACCUACGCGCCGCCGCCGGCCGUGCCUGGCGUCUGCGCGAAGCCGCCGCGCCAGUUCGACGACGACUCUGACAUGGCGGCGAACCGCUACCCGACCGAGACGGAGGACUUCAACGGGGGGUUGCCGCGGCAACGCUUCGAGCCGGCGGAGCGGGACGCGGGCGGCGCGGCCGAUUUCGCGCGCUGCGUCCAGCAGUCGGUCAACGAGAAGUUCGGCACGCCGAUGACCGGCGGCGGCGGCGCGUGCGAGAAACCUCCGCCGCCGCGUCCGACGCCCUCAUCUCGCCUUAGCGCCGCGCGCGACCUUCGCACGACUCGUCCAGGCGUCGGCGGAGCCGCUAAGGACGAGCUGCCCGCUAUCGGAGCCGCCAAAGUACCCAGCCGCGUGCGUACUACGGCAGCCGUACACACCGGCCAAGAAGCGGCCUGCGCGGUGGAGGGGACGCGCGGCCGGGCAGCGCGGAGUACCGCAUCCAGCCCGCUGAGCUGUUCAAGGACAGGAGUCAGCCCGGCGCAUACCGGCUGCCGACGAGCGAAGUACGGCGAGGCGCGCGACGUCGUUGCGGCUCGGCGACCGGCGGCGUCUGCCGACGGCGGCAGCUGGCGGCGCGGGAGAACCACAGGCGUCGUGCGGCGACAGCAUGACGGCAGAGCUAGCCGGGGGCCGGCGGGCCGACGAUGUUUUCAGGCAAGCUCUUUGCUCGGCCGGCCGGCGAGCAAAGAUGCGCAGCCGCUGCGUGGACAAACAAGCAGUGGCCGACGACUGGCAGGCACCGACGCGACCCCAGCUGCGGCGCCGCCCGCCGCGGCCGCGCCGGCGCCCCCUACCAGUCAGUCAAGUGCAAUUCCGGCCGGCGACGGGAGUCGGGUCAAGUACGGGUCCCCGGCGGCGACAGGGAAGGACGGCACGUCAGCAGCAGCGCCCUCUCGCGACAAAGAUCCGCUGCCGGCAAAACUCGCCAAGCCGCUGCGUGAGAGCCCCCUGGCGGGGGCGCUGUCGGCGACAGCGGCGGCGGCAGCGGCGACGGGGGAGCCUCGUCGCAGCGCGUUCGCUCCGUACACGAAGCCGACAACGACGAACGGACCGAAGGACGCGUCGUCAUCAUCAUCAUCGUCGUCGCGCCCCGCGCCGCCGCCGAAACCCCCGAAGCCCGUCGUCUCCUCCCUGCAGCCUCCUCCUCCCGCCGUUCCCCCUCUCCCUCCUGCCACCUCCUCCUCCUCCUCUGAGAAGCCGCUGCCACCGACGGAGCCGCCGAUCGGCGAGAACCACCGCGUCGUCGCGACGGCGCGCGGCACGUUCGACCACACCGGCGGCGAGCUCGUCUCGGCGGAGACGGGCGUUAGCAUCGUCGUGCCGCGCGGCGCGAUCCCGGAGGGCGUGCGGCAAGAGAUCUACUUCAAGGUGUGCCAGGACAGCAGCAUCCUGCCGCCGCUCGACGCCGAGAAGGGCGAGACGCUGCUCAGCCCGCUCGUCAUGUGUGGCCCGCACGGCCUCAAGUUCCAGCAGCCCGUCGAGCUGCGGCUGCCGCACUCGGCGUCCGUCAACCCGGAGAGCUGGAGCUUCGCGCUGAAGUCGAGCGAGACGCCGACGGGCCAGCCGACGGAGUGGCAGAACGUGCAGCUGGCGGGCGUCGACGGCGUGUCACAGCCGGGACGCGUCGGCGCCAACAGCGUGUCGGUGCUCGUCGAUCACUUCUGAGACUUUUUCCUCGCGCUGUUGUCUUUUUCUCGCUCCCACUCUCACUCUUGUUUCUCAUUCUCCCUCUCUCUCUC
Molecule: messenger RNA, 4472 nt
Organism: Priapulus caudatus
Lineage: Eukaryota; Metazoa; Priapulida; Priapulimorpha; Priapulimorphida; Priapulidae
Product: tight junction protein ZO-1-like
Exons: 4
Coding region: 1-4398 (1465 amino acids)
Biological process (GO): cell-cell junction organization; protein localization to cell-cell junction; cell-cell adhesion
Cellular component (GO): plasma membrane; bicellular tight junction
Molecular function (GO): cell adhesion molecule binding
Source: RefSeq, a predicted model, not a curated record